Molecule: messenger RNA, 2601 nt
Organism: Candoia aspera
Lineage: Eukaryota; Metazoa; Chordata; Lepidosauria; Squamata; Candoiidae
Gene: RNF41
Product: ring finger protein 41
Exons: 7
Coding region: 261-1214 (317 amino acids)
Biological process (GO): protein ubiquitination
Cellular component (GO): endoplasmic reticulum tubular network
Molecular function (GO): ubiquitin protein ligase activity
Source: RefSeq, a predicted model, not a curated record
UUGAGGUUGGAGUGUUUCCGGUGGCGGUCUGGGAGGAGGGGAUGGAGGGGAGAACGGCGGCGCGGCGGCCGGUGCCCAGAAGAGAGUGAAAAGAGAUUCUGGCUGUUAAGAUAAAUGAUGACUUAAUCUGAAUAAGAAGAGGGGAAAAGAUGGGCCAUGGUGAGAGUUCAAUUCAGAAGAGCAACGCAACAUCAGCAUUGUCUUGUUGCUAUUCAGGAAGAAAUUCUACUACAGAAGCAUUUUGGCAUCGGUAAUGAGAAAUGGGGUAUGAUGUAGCACGUUUUCAAGGGGAUGUUGAUGAAGAUCUUAUUUGCCCCAUCUGCAGUGGGGUUUUGGAGGAGCCAGUGCAGGCUCCUCAUUGUGAGCACGCUUUUUGCAAUGCCUGUAUCACCCAGUGGUUCUCCCAACAGCAGACGUGUCCUGUCGACCGAAGUGUUGUGACUGUGGCUCACCUGCGCCCUGUUCCCCGGAUCAUGCGUAACAUGCUAUCUAAGCUGCAGAUCACGUGUGACAACGCUGUUUUUGGUUGUACUGCUGUAGUGCGGCUUGACAACCUGAUGUCUCACCUCAAUGACUGCGAACACAAUCCAAAGCGGCCUGUGACUUGUGAUCAGGGAUGUGGCUUGGAAAUGCCCAAAGAUGAAAUGCCGAAUCACAACUGUAUAAAACACUUACGGUCAGUAGUGCAACAGCAACAGGCAAGAAUAGCUGAGUUGGAAAAGACUUCUGCGGAACAUAAGCAUCAAUUAGCAGAGCAGAAACGGGAUAUACAGUUGUUAAAAGCAUGUAUGCGAGCGAUACGCAGCGUCAAUCCCAACCUGCAGAAUUUGGAGGAGACUAUUGAAUAUAACGAAAUCCUCGAGUGGGUGAAUUCCUUGCAGCCAGCCCGAGUGACCCGGUGGGGUGGUAUGAUCUCUACACCAGAUGCUGUACUUCAAGCUGUGAUCAAGCGUUCCUUAGUGGAAAGUGGCUGCCCCACAUCCAUCAUCAAUGAGUUGAUUGAAAAUGCCCAUGAACGGAACUGGCCCCAAGGUCUGGCCACCCUAGAAACUCGCCAGAUGAACCGACGCUAUUAUGAAAACUAUGUGGCCAAACGAAUCCCAGGCAAGCAGGCUGUGGUGGUGAUGGCCUGUGAGAAUCAGCACAUGGGAGAGGAGAUGGUGCUAGAGCCAGGCCUGGUGAUGAUAUUUGCACACGGAGUGGAGGAAAUUUAAAGACUUAACAGAGAAGAUAAAACAGAGUGCUUGAAAAUAUAUAUAUAUAUAUAUAUAUAUAUAUAUAUUCCGUGUCUAAGCCCACUGAUUCUGUCCUGUUGUGCUGUACAAGGGCAUCACUCCUCUCUUUGUUGAAUAAAAUGCCGUUCCCUAAUUCUGCUGGGCAAGUGCCCAGCAAUUUAUGCAAAAUGCCAUGCUGCACUCCCUCCUCAUUAUGGUCAUUAAGCCUGAUCUGAUGUUGUCAGAGAUUUCCAAAUGUCGACAAUGGAGCACAACAAAUUGCUUGCUGCUCCAAAAAGAGCAGCGGUCUUCAGUCAUAUAAAGUCUUUGAACUCCUGAAACGACUGCAUUGGCCUAGAUAGCCUGGUUCCAGUUUUGGGAUCUGUAAACCAUGACUUAAAAUUUUGAGAGGCUGAAAGUUAUUCUGAAGAAUUUUAGCCCCCCACUCCCUGGUCUGUUUGGCUUCUCUUGUCUAAGGCAUCUCUGUAUAAGCCACAUGCUUUUCCAUUGUGGCCCAUGGAAUAUGGCAUUUACACAGUACUUUUAAGAUAACUUUUCAGCCUUUAUAGAGAGAGGAAUUUUGAGAGAGUGAAGGGAAUAGUAGAACAUGAGAAGGCAGAUGCCAAGUUGGAGUUGCAAGUCAUGCCAAAUGUAUGCAUCAGUAGAUCCUUCAAUGUAAACUGUCUUGUAGAGCCAAAAAGCUGCGUCAUCGGGAGAACCAUCUCUGCAACUCAUUUUGGAUGUGUUUACGUUGUAUGGGAAGCAGGCCUUUCCUGUUACGGCCUGGUUUUCAAAGGAGGUCACAUUCUUUAGCUUUGUGGCAUUGCUGCCAUCUCCACAGAGUGAAAUGUGAUGAUUCUCCUCCUAAUGUCUGGAGGCCAACCUUCUCCGUGCUCUUAAAGUGUUGCUGAAGCCUCUUGGAUGCUUUCCUGACUCCUCCUUUCUGAUAAGCAAGCCUUCAAGCAUACGCAUCAUUCUACCUGAUCAGAAAUGGUUCCUCUAAGUUGCAUGUGCCAUUUAAAGUUGUAUCAACUUACGACCUUGUGAAGAAAAAGGAAAACGAACUCAGAUGAAUCCUCUCGUUGUGUUGCCUCUUUUGAGAAAUCUGUAUUACCUGUAUUUAUUUUCUUUCUUUCCUCUUUUUUUUUUUACAUCUUGAUGAUUGUGUUUAGUAUUUUGUAUUAUUUUUGUGCUUGUAUGUUUUUCCUUUUUCAAAUACAGUAGCUACGAAUGUCUUCAAGUUUAGUUUACCUGUCAAAUUUAAUUUAUUUGCCAUCUUGGGUUUUUUUUAUAGCAACUUCUUUCCAAUGCUUUAAAUAUUUUUUAAUUGCUUAAAGCAUUUGUGCUGGAGUUCUUGAGGACAAGGAAUAAAUGCAUCAAUAAAGGA